AUGGCUGUGGCCUCUGACUCAUCUGGCAGUCUUUCUGAUGCCAGCCUUCUUCUUAAUACAGCAGAAACGCUUCGCGAGAUUGCGAAACUACUCAGAAGCGAUGGCCCCUCUCGCGAGUCAAAGAACUUCUACGCCAGUUUUAUGGCACAUUGUCUUUUGGUUCGACAUCAUAUGAAUCGAGUCAGGUCCUCCAUUGCAGACGACCAUCAGCUCCUUGUCGACAUCCUGAACCGUUUCGAAGCGACUGUUACAUCCUCUGUCCUCGAUGCGCGAUCGGUGUCCCCCGCAAAUCUAUACCCUCGACUACGAGCGUUGAACCAAGCAUGGCACAAGGUGCGGAAUGAUAGUGGUGACAAGAAGAAGAUAUUCGUGCAAAGAUAUGUCGACUUUUGUUGCGACACGGAUCAGCCUGACAGGCUGAUCCAGUUCUUGGAGGAUUGGGAGGAUGAUAUCACAGAACAAUAUCCGGACGAUCCCUCGCUAUGGGCCGAUGGCCCUUUACCUCAAAGUAAGAGCAGAGGACAACCAUCAUAUGCCGUUUGGAAUGCCUCUCAGUCAUUGUUCCGGGCUUUGCUAGAAUCAAAAGAGUGUGAAUGCGACCCAACGCACGAAGUCGGCGUGAGGCUGUUUUUGAGCACAUUCCGCAAACUACCUAGCAAUGAAAGGGACCUUGCUGAUUCUGACUAUGGCUUUGAGAUUUUUCUUUCAAUACAGAAGGAGUGGCACGAGGCAAAUGUGAACGUUGCAAAAACCGGUGCAGCAAUCAGAUUCAACAAGGACGACAGUGGCAGAAAGAAGCUCCCCGCUAUGAAAGUGAAGAAUCUAUGCGAACCUAUCAAGAAGAGAAAGCCCUUUGAUCGCAUCAAAUUGAGGGUCGAUGAUGACGGGCGAUUGUGGAAAUUGCGCUCUGAGAAGUGUUGCUUUGCUAUUGAUGAAAGCAAGCCGCCUGUAUCGCUACAGCAGUUUAUCCAAGACCAGUACCGAUCGCUUACGGAUAAAACAAAGCGUAUUCUUGCAGUAAUGCUCGGUUAUACAGUUCUAUAUCUCCAUGAAACCCCCUGGCUGCCGUCUACUUGGGGACCAUCAAGUAUACUAUUCUUUUAUACGACAUCCUCGUCCAUUCCAUUGAAACCGUUUAUUCAGACCAAACUUGCCCGCGACCAUGCCAAAAAUGCACAACCUGAAGACAUAGAUCCGGACGAUUUUGACCCGGAUGAUCUAGAUCCCGACGACAUAAUGAUGCACCAGUGUCCUCAUCUCGUCACGCUAGGGAUUGUUCUUAUGGAGUUGUACCUAGCGACAACUUUCGAAGAUCUCGCAGAAAAGUAUAACAUCCCUUUGAACGAUCGUACCAGGUCAAUUGAUGCUGAGUUGGUGUUUUCAAAAUGCAAAAGCGAAAUACCCGAAAACUCUCAAUUUCACUACGCGGUUGAGAAGUGCCUCGACCCGAAAGUUUGGGAAGACGAGAAUGGAGCGAGACUGGAUGACCAGACGCUCAAGACCACGAUAUACCAGGAGGUCAUACGACCGUUGGAAGAUGAGCUGAACCAUGCAUUCAGCUAUAUCCCUAUUGAAGAUUUAGACCGCAUUGCGCAGACUUUGGAUCUCGGAAGUUGGGGUCAAAUCACCCAGAUUCAGCAGCAAGUCAGUGCUCAGCCAGUGGUUACGCCCAAAUCGCCGUACCAGUCGGAUUUCAAUUUAAAACAGCAGCAGCAAUUGCAACAGCUAUUCCUUCCAGGGCAAUGGCACCUCGGCUCGCCACUGAUUGUACCAAUAUUUCAACAAUCAAUUCCUUACCAAAAUCCAACAUAUCAGGAGGAUAAGCUAAGUCAAUUAGACUACAAAGGAAUGCGAUUCUUCGAUGAUGAGACUGUUUCCGAGGAGCACUCGGCCGAAGCACGCAUCAACUACAGGAACUGGCGCCUUCGUUUCAAAGAAGUGUAUGAACAAUAUACAGUCGACCCAUCCAAAGCCCCAGUCAAGAUUGCCAUCCUAGACACGGGUAUUGAUCAGACACAUCCAGACAUUGAUGCAUGCAUCGAGCAAAUCAAGGGACAAUAUAACUGGACCAAUGAAAAAUUCCCAAAACAUGUCGAGGAUCACAACGGACAUGGCACUUUUACUGCGGGAUUACUGCUGGAAUAUGUGCCCGAUGCGGAGUUGUAUAUAGCGAAGAUAUCGGAUGGGAGUCCUUGCAGUCCUGGUAAUAUUGCAAAGGCUAUAGACUAUGCCGUCGAAGAAUGGAAAGUCGACAUAAUAUCCAUGUCCUUUGGCUUCCCUACCCGCGAAAUCGAGGACUACGACAAACUCGAAGCUGCAAUCCACAAAGCAUACUCCAAUCACACUCUUCUAUUCGCCGCAGCCUCCAACAGCGGCGCAAAUCUCGACCGGGCAUACCCAGCGCGCGACGAGAAUGUGAUUUGUAUCCAUUCGACCGACGCAAACGGGAAUCGGUCGCCUUUCAGUCCAACGGCGUUGGCUGACGCACUCAACCUCGCGACAGUCGGGGAGGCAGUCGAAUCUUCCUGGCCUUUGAGGCUGUGCGAGCCCAGCAAUAACAAUAGCCAAACGCCAAGCGGAACAAAACAUAAAUCAGGGACAUCGUUUGCGACACCUAUAGCAGUCUCUAUCGCAGCUUUUUUGCUGCAGUACGUCAGGAUAAACAUCCCCGACUACGCGCACAUGCUCAAAAGGCAGUCGCGCAUGAAAGCCGUGCUACGCAAAAUUUCGGAGAAGACGCAGGAAUCAAGAUCGAGGGAUGAUUAUCAUUAUGUGGCGCUGAGUCGGUACUCGGAUAAUCUGUUUGGGAAGGAGCGGGAGUUUAUAAAUUAUACCCUUCGUGAUUUAUUGAGUCAGUAG
Molecule: messenger RNA, 2859 nt
Organism: Talaromyces amestolkiae
Lineage: Eukaryota; Fungi; Ascomycota; Eurotiomycetes; Eurotiales; Trichocomaceae
Exons: 3
Coding region: 1-2859 (952 amino acids)
Biological process (GO): proteolysis
Molecular function (GO): serine-type endopeptidase activity
Source: RefSeq, a predicted model, not a curated record